AUGCUUGCCGUCCAGACCUACCGCCCCGAAGUAUAUUCGGCCCUACCCGACCUCUGCGAUGCCGCCAGCAAAUUCAAAGCACUCAACGGGGCUGCCGCCGUUGAAAAGAGUUUCAAGGACCUAUUUCGCCGCCACGGGAUGGAAAAGAAGUUCGGCCUUACUAUGGCCCAUCGCCAUUUUGACAUGGCUAAAAACGAACGGCUGGUUGAAUAUGGCACCACUUCUACGCCGUGGGUAAUGGACAAUGACAGUGAUUCUGUCAAGCCCCAUUGUUGGGUUUUGGGGGCUGAUGGCGUCACCCCCUACGAAUUCCGUUACGACCCCAGCGGCAAGGAAGAGGAGCUCAAGAUUGAUUUUAACGACGCCAAAAUUCAAGCCUUUGCCAGAGAGUUUGUGGACCUCGUCGAUAGCAUUGGUGGCACCGGCCUUUUUGGACUUUGCACGCACCCUGGUGGCGAUUUCGAAGGUCGCCUUGAAAUUACCCAAGGCCGUGCCAACAUUAAUAUUCCCCUUUCUGAGGUCCCUGAAUUCAUGAAACCUAAUGUGACCGACGCGGCCUGGUUUUUUCACAAAGACGAGGGCCCUUGUGGCUGCUUUUGCUAUACCACGGACGACGGCAAACACGGUGGCCAUGCCACCAACUCGCCCCGCCGGUAA
Messenger RNA from Pyricularia pennisetigena, 657 nucleotides. RefSeq lists its product as uncharacterized. The transcript has 3 exons. Lineage: Eukaryota; Fungi; Ascomycota; Sordariomycetes; Magnaporthales; Pyriculariaceae. The record is from RefSeq and is a predicted model, not a curated record. Bases 1 to 657 code for a protein of 218 amino acids.